AUGGUACCUCGGAGUGCCGUCUGCCAAACAGGUGUAGGAGUGGCCCACUCCAAUUCCAAACGUCAGAACUACACGCGACUAGUUCUGUCGCCAUCAUCGAGGGACCCACGCUGCGAUAUUCGUAUGCUACCUCGAGAUGCCGUUUACAAAACGGCUGUAGAAGUAGCCAACUUCACUUCCGAAUACCAACCAUACACGCGCCCAGAUCUGGCGCCAGCUUUGAGGGACCCCCGAUGCGACGUCCGCAUGGUACCUCGGGAUGCCGUCCGGCAAACGGGUGUACCGGUAAUUCCCUCUAACUUCCACCGCCGGCCAUUCGCAGUUCGUGCUAUGAAGCCAUCCUUGAUGCACUGCAACUCAGGCAUUGGUCAGGCAGUUGAACGUGGAUCGUUCGGCAGGGUUGUUACAACCUUACUUAACCCCUCCCAAUCCUGUUCAACCCUCCACGGUGGAUUUCUAUUGUCGCCUAAGACUCUCCUUAUCGGCCCAGCUGGCCCUAGUGUACAUACUUUAACUCCAAACAUUACACGAGUGGCGGUCGUGUACGGAGCCGUGGACUCUCAGUGGAUACCGGAACCCACUGUAGUAGACUGCUUCUCCGCAUACAGUCUCAGGCAACUGAUGGCCAGAGCUCCAAACAUUACACGUGUGGCGGCCGUGGAGGGAGCAUUAGCCUCUGAGCAGACAGUUUGUGGUGCACUUGUGCACUGCGCGUACUCCAACAGCAUGUAUCGACCGCCUGUCAGCUCUCCUGUUAUCGUGAGCGAGGCGGUUAAUCUUCGGUUACGCGAAUCGUCCCACUGCCUCUCCAACUCAGGAGAUGUGCAUGCGUCUGGCCACCACGAGCUAUACUCAUCGCUAUCUCUGAAAUCGAUUGUUGAAGGCGAGCAUCUGGGCAAGUCAUCUCCGCCAAAAGUGGUAAGUUUGGGACUAUGGAAGUAUCUCGUUGGCCUUUCCUCGGAGAAUUGA
This is a messenger RNA of Dibothriocephalus latus, 969 nucleotides long. NCBI's taxonomy places the organism in Eukaryota, Metazoa, Platyhelminthes, Cestoda, Diphyllobothriidea, Diphyllobothriidae. The record is from the annotation of a GenBank genome assembly.